Molecule: messenger RNA, 809 nt
Organism: Rubroshorea leprosula
Lineage: Eukaryota; Viridiplantae; Streptophyta; Magnoliopsida; Malvales; Dipterocarpaceae
Source: the annotation of a GenBank genome assembly
GGUUGGGUUCUAAUCAUUCAUCUCUACUUUCAAUUAAUUCAGCACUUCUCCUACUCUCUUCUUUGUGUGCUUACAAUAGCCAUAUACAUGCCCAGAUCGUCAAUUAAAAAGGGUAUCAUUAGACUCGGUAAAGAUGGAUAACCAAUUGACAAGAGAAGAAGGCACAUUGAUUGCCAUGGCAACAUCUGGAUCCUUUUCGCACGGUCGAGGCACAGACAAAGCAGCACAAAUUCACCACAUUAGAUCUGGAGGCUCAAUCUCCGUUUUGAACACCAUGGAAGUUUCAAACCCUAAGAAAUGCAAGCGGGACAGCGCCAUCGCACUCGACAGCGACAACGACCUUUCUCUCUUCGAAGCCAUUAAGAAAUCUCAAAGCACCAUCGAUGUGCUGGACAUCUGCACCCUCAAAAAACUAGUCCUCUCCUUCAAGUGUCGAUUUAGAAAGAACAUCAAGGCUUGCAUCAAGUACCAAAACCAGUUGGAGCACUUUGCGGACUCCGAGGUAGGCCUCCAUGACAACCUCCGAAAGCUCAAGAUCUUCACUGAAGCCCUCGAGCUAUACCCCGACCUUGUCAAUCUGAACACCAUCCCUUCUAUACUCAAUCUUUUGUUGCUUGGGUUCAUGAUGAACCCCAUGCCUAGAAUCGUGACAAACCCAACGAACCCAGGCACAUGGGUUCGCCUUUCCAAAUCUGAUUUCCAUAAGGCAAAGGUAAAAAAAAAAAAAAUGAAGGUUGGAGGAAGGAGAGAAUAAGAUAGAAUGAGGAAGAAGACGGGGGCAAAUAAGUAAUUAAAAUUAAGUACCUUUA